CCACACAAAAAUCACCAAGAAAACAAUUGAAUCAGUACGCAAUCAGUAAUCAAGUUCUUCAAUCUCUCCACAUCAAAUAUUUGAGUAUGUCGAUCGUCUCAAGCUUGUUCGGUGGCCGAAGGAGCAGCGUCUUCGACCCCUUUUCCCUAGACGUUUGGGACCCAUUCAGAGACUUCCCCAUUUCGUCUUCCUCUGAUGUUUCAAGGGAAACUUCUGCGUUGGUAAACGCCCGUGUGGAUUGGAAGGAAACGCCAGAAGCUCAUGUGUUCAAGGCGGAUCUUCCAGGGAUCAAAAAGGAAGAAGUGAAGGUGGAGGUAGAAGACGGAAACAUCUUAAAAAUCACCGGUGAGAGGAACAUCGAGAAAGAAGAUAAGAAUGACAAAUGGCAUCGGGUUGAACGAAGCAGUGGCAAAUUCACAAGGAGGUUCAGGUUGCCGGAGAAUGCUAAAAUGGAUCAGGUGAAAGCGGCCAUGGAAAACGGGGUGCUUACAAUUACGGUGCCCAAAGAAGAAGUGAAGAAACCCGAUGUCAAGUCUAUUGAGAUCUCUGGUUAGAAUAAUUUUAUGAAUUUAUUCAUAUUAUAUCUUCAUGUGAAGUCUUUGAGUGUGAUUAAUUUUUCUGGUGUCAAGUCUUCAUCGUGUUUAAUGAAAUGUCUAUCAUAAGUUGUA
Messenger RNA from Helianthus annuus (common sunflower), 668 nucleotides. RefSeq names its product 17.3 kDa class I heat shock protein. Gene Ontology annotation, biological process: response to salt stress; response to hydrogen peroxide; protein folding. The record is from RefSeq and is a predicted model, not a curated record. Lineage: Eukaryota; Viridiplantae; Streptophyta; Magnoliopsida; Asterales; Asteraceae. The coding region runs from base 87 to 554 and encodes 155 amino acids. The transcript has a single exon.